CACGAAAGCAUCACUUUUGACAGUGCUCAAUUGUGCGAAGCGUUGCUGUAGUUGGAACACUCAACGUUAAGCAUUAUGCCGCAUAAUGCGCUAUAAUGCUGUAAUUGGAAAGCAACUAAACUAAAUAUAGAACAAUAAUAAACUUAAGUAACAGAGCAACUCUAAAGAAACCAAAUGGCUACUUAUGGAGAAAUUGUGGAGCCUCUUUCUCGAACUGCAUGGGAAGAUUGGGAUGAUGUAACAUCGGAAGAUAAGCAUAAUAGGUUAGAAUGUCCAGACCAGGCAGCAGUUCCAGAUAUAAUUGAAAGCUUAAUUCUAUUGGAAGGGAAAUAUUUGUAUGACUGUAUGAAAAAUGAAAUAAAAAAUUUGACAUUGAUAUAUACAAUAAAAGAAAUUGACUUAAAUGUAUAUCAAAACCAACAGUCAAAUGUAUGUAUUUCAAUUUUAAGAGAUUAUGACAUAUUGAGAAGUAGUGAAAUAGUUGAACUAUUGAAACCAUAUAUUACUGUGAGCAAAAAUGUUGUAACAAUACAGACUAAGCCAUUGACAGAAUAUCAAUCUUUGGAGCUUACAAAUAAAAACUGUUUGAUAAGAACUAUUUGCUCCACAAAAGCGUCGAAUUUAGAAAUCAAUUUUCCAAAAUUGCAGCAGCCUAAUUUUAUAUCUGGUGUUUCAGCAGGAGCUAUUUGUCUAAGGGACCAUUUGGAUCUUCCUGGUACAGCAGUUAUUUGUUACACGGAACAUCCAGAAGACUAUCAAAUUGAAGAAAUUCAAACUCUAUUGAAGAAACUGAAAGUUAUUUCUCAUGUGAAUACUGGUCCCUCAAAUGUUCUAAAUUCUAACUUGUAUAUUUGAUCAAUAAAAAGUUUUUUGUAAUAUGGUAGCGUUUUAC
Molecule: messenger RNA, 892 nt
Organism: Chilo suppressalis (striped riceborer)
Lineage: Eukaryota; Metazoa; Arthropoda; Insecta; Lepidoptera; Crambidae
Source: the annotation of a GenBank genome assembly